UUAGUUGGAGGUGGAAAUUUGAUGGCUAUCUAGAUUGGUUAAUGAGAUAGCUGAUUCUUGUCCAAUAGAGUAGAGUCCACUUUCGUCCUCCUCGUGCUUUUGUCCAGUAGGGAUAUGAUUUUUCUUUGUUUUUUUUAAAAGGACAUUUCUGACAUUCCUUACUUUGGUCCCUUGAUAUUUUUUAGAAACAUCAACAAUCCCUCUUCCUAUUCUAUCAUCACCGAAUGAAAAAUUUAGUCAGUUUUUUUUUUUGGUUAAAGAAUAAAGACAAGUUUGAAUUUAUAAUUUUGAAUGCACUAGUAGGGUUUUGUUGAAUAACAAAAUUUUUGACCCAUAUUUGGCUCAUUUGUCAAUUGUGUGGCUUCUGAGGAAUCAAAUAAUCGUGUUUUGCAUUUGAUCUGAAUACAGAUUUUUUAACAAUGAGUUCAUUAUUUUUUAGGUAUAGUAUCAUACCUAGGUUAAUCACCCGGUUUAAAAUUUAAUUUUUGUCAUGUUUGUUUAGUUAUUAUAAUUUUUAUGUUUGUAAUGGUUUUAUCUCCAUGAUGUCCAAUUGCUCCUUAAGGUAUAUUUUUUCAUUUGUUUUUGACUUAUGUUUGAUUGUUUCAUUUCUUUACCACAGUGCAGUAAUUUGAUAAGAAAAUAUGGAAGACACACUUGCAAUUGCAAAAGAUGUUACUGAAUUAAUAGGAAAUACCCCAAUGGUAUAUCUUAACAACAUUGUAGAUGGUUGUGCAGCCCGUAUUGCCGCCAAGUUAGAGACAAUGGAACCCUGCUCCAGUGUUAAAGAUAGGAUUGGGUACAGUAUGAUUAAAGAUGCAGAAGAGAAGGGCCUGAUUACUCCUGGGAAGACGGUCCUCAUUGAGGGUACCGGUGGUAAUACCGGCAUUGGUUUGGCAUUCAUCGCGGCUGCUAAGGGUUAUAAACUUAUCCUUGUUAUGCCGUCUACGUUUAGUAUUGAGAGAAGGAUUGUUCUUCGAGCUUUUGGAGCAGAGUUGUACAUCACAAAUAUCGCCAAGGGCAUUGAUGGAGUUCUUCAAAAGGCGCAAGAUCUACUAGAAAAGACGCCCAAUAGUUUUUUUCUUAAUCAAUUUGAAAAUCCUGCCAAUCCAAAGAUUCAUUAUGAAACUACUGGACCAGAGAUUUGGAAGGGUUCUGAAGAGAAAGUCGAUGCCCUAGUUGCAGGGAUAGGGACCGGGGGGACAGUUACUGGGGCAGGGAAGUUCCUCAAGGAGAAAAACUCAAAGAUAAAGGUGUAUGGUGUGGAACCAGCUGAAAGUGCCAUUCUAAAUGGAGGAAAGCUUGGCCCACAUAAGAUACAAGGAAUUGGUGCUGGCUUCAUCCCUGCUGUAUUGGAUGUCAACAUUCUUGAUGAAGUUGUUCAAGUAUCGAGGGAAGAAGCCUUGGACACUUCUAAGCUUCUCGCUUUGAAAGAAGGUUUACUGGUAGGGAUUUCUUCUGGGGCUGCAGCUGCUGCUGCAAUAAAGAUUGCCAAGAGACCAGAAAAUUCUGGGAAACUCAUUGUUGUUAUUUUCCCAAGCUUUGGAGAGCGUUAUUUAUCCACUGUGUUGUUUGAUUCCUUGAGGCAUGAGGCUGAAAACAUGAGUUUUGAGUAAGUUGUUAGUGUUACCCAGCCGCCUAAAGAAGCAUGACUCAUCCUGUCUGCUACUUUUUGUAUUGCAGUUUGUGUUGGACCUUUAACCAAUUGAUUGCUUUGAACAAUGUUUGAUUUGUAAAGAUUCAAAAUAAUAGUUAAUGUGAUCUCUUUUUUCUUGAAAUAA
Messenger RNA from Cornus florida, 1778 nucleotides. RefSeq names its product cysteine synthase-like. Gene Ontology annotation, molecular function: cysteine synthase activity. Lineage: Eukaryota; Viridiplantae; Streptophyta; Magnoliopsida; Cornales; Cornaceae. The coding region runs from base 642 to 1613 and encodes 323 amino acids. Gene Ontology annotation, cellular component: cytoplasm. The transcript has 10 exons. The record is from RefSeq and is a predicted model, not a curated record.